AUGGAACAAGAUUUCAUGGAAUUUAAGAAGAGAAGUGUUGAAAAGAUAGAUGCCCUGAAGCAAAAGAAUGGCAAGCUAGAGAGGAAGAUAGAGGUUGAGGGAGUAAUCGACAAAUCAAAGGAGAAGGAAAUCCUUGAUAACAAUAAUUCAGUGCACAAAACUGUAUAUUGUGUUUGCACUGACAAUGAAACCAAAAAGGAAGUCGUCAACACCCCUUUAUGGAUGUUAUUGGAGCAGCAGAGAUGGGUAGCUAACCAAAGCAAAUGUGAGUUUGGAAAGCAGCAGAUCGGAUAUCUAGGCCACCUGAUAUCUGAAAGGGGUGUUGAGAUGGACAAGGAUAAAAUCAAGGAGUUGUUGGAGUGGGAAGAACCGAAAAAUUUGAAGGCCUUAAAAGGUUUUUUGGGCCUAACAGGGAUUGUAUUCUUGAUUGACUGUAUUCACAUGGAAUGUGACGCAUCCAGGGUUGGUGUGGGGGCUGUGCUAAUGCAGAAUAGGAAACCCAUUGCAUUUUUCGGCAAAGCUCUGUCAGAGGGAUCAUUAAGUAAAUCUAUAUAUGAAAAAGAGUUCAUGGCCUUGGUAAUGGCCAUUAAACAUGUGAGGCCAUAUCUACUUGGACGGAGGUUUGUGGUGCAUACAGAUCAACGUAGCCUGAAGUACCUGUUGGAACAGAGAAUCACGACUCACAGUCAGCAGAACUGGAUAGCCAAGCUCAUGGGUUACGACUUUGACAUUGUAUACAAAAUAGGGAGCUCGGAUAAGGUUGCUGACGCCCUAUCUAGAAAAGGGGAAAAAGGUAUUGAGGAACUAGAAUUGCAGGCUAUCUCCAGACCGUAUUGGCAUGAUUUCCGAGAAGUAUUGAAGGAAGUAGAAGAGGAUGAGUCACUAAAGAAAAUAGUUGAUGAGAUCAAGAGGGACCCGAAUUGCCACGCAUCAUAUACUUUGGAGAAUGACAGGCUUCACUACAAAGGGAGGUUGGUGCUUUCGGCUAAAUCUAUCUGGAUCCCCAAAUUAUUAGUGGAAUUUCAUGUGACAAGCACAAGGGGACACUCAGGGCAUAAAUAUAUGGUUGCAUCUCCCCAAGCUUUAUUACAGCCCCUGCUGAUUCCUCAGACAGUGUGGGAAGAGAUGCAAGGAACCCAGCUUAAAAUGAGCAUUGCCUACCAUCCUGAGACUGAUGGUCAAACAGAGGUCUUGAAUCGCAUUGUGGAAGGAUAUUUGAGAUGUUUCUGCUCAGAGCAACCCAAAAGCUGGAAGAUGAUGCUGCCUUGGGCUGAAUACUGGUACAAUACUAGUUAUCAGGGGGCGGCAAGGUGCUCCCCGUUCGAGAUUGUGCAUGGCCGGGCUCCACCGUCCUUGAGUAGAUUCGUUCUAGGGGAGACAGCGGUGGAAACGGUGGCUCAAGACUUAAUGACGAGAGACGAGGCUCUGAGACAAUUAAAAUUCCAUCUACGUCGGGCACAUGAUUUGAUGGCUAACCAGGCGAACAAAAGAAGGAGAGAAAUGGAUAUUAAAGUGGGAGACUGGGUCUACUUGAAAAUUAGACCCCAUAGACAAUCUUCUAUGCCUAUGCGGUUACAGCCCAAGUUAGCAGCUCGAUGUUAUGGACCAUUCCAGAAAGCGGUGGGGAAGAAGAGAAUAGAAAAGGAGCUCCCUGCCGAGCUACAAGCAGAGGGACCCACCUAUUGGCCAGUGAGAACUCUAGAGAAGAGGCAAAGGCAGUAG
Messenger RNA from Vigna angularis (adzuki bean), 1722 nucleotides. RefSeq lists its product as uncharacterized. Gene Ontology annotation, molecular function: nucleic acid binding. The record is from RefSeq and is a predicted model, not a curated record. Lineage: Eukaryota; Viridiplantae; Streptophyta; Magnoliopsida; Fabales; Fabaceae. The coding region runs from base 1 to 1722 and encodes 573 amino acids. The transcript is spliced from 5 exons.